This is a messenger RNA of Strongyloides ratti, 525 nucleotides long. RefSeq lists its product as hypothetical. The record is from RefSeq and is a predicted model, not a curated record. The transcript is spliced from 2 exons. Bases 1 to 525 code for a protein of 174 amino acids. NCBI's taxonomy places the organism in Eukaryota, Metazoa, Nematoda, Chromadorea, Rhabditida, Strongyloididae.
AUGAAAUUAUCAGUAAAAAAGUGCAAGUUUGGCACGAAUAAGGAUCAACUUAUUGGUUGGAAAAUUAAUGAGGGUAUAGAAAUUCCGGAAGAGAAAUUAAAAAGGUUGUAUUCAUUACCAGUUCCGUUGUCAAAAGAAGAAUUGAAAAGUACUUUAGCAAAGUUUCAAUUUAAGGCACAAUGUAUACCGGAAUAUUCUAAGUAUGCGGCUCCGUUACAUAAGUAUACGGGCACUGAAGAAUUUGAUGAAGAAAAAGUGAGAAUGCAAUUUCAAAAAUUAAAGGAGUAUAAAAAUGAAUGUGAAACUUUUUUCUUUAGAAGAAGAGAGGAUAUUGAAGUAAGGGAUUCUUUGGUUUUGGUAAAAGAUCGAAUUAUAGUGCCGGCUCAAGUUAUAAAGAAGGUGGCAAAAAAGUUGCAUGAAGGACAUAGAUCAGGAUCGGCUAUGAUAAAGGAAGCAAAAAGAUAUUUUUGGUUUGAAAAUAUGGAAAAUGUUUUAAUGAAGGAAUAUAGAAAAUGUGAUAAAUGA